This is a messenger RNA of Anopheles coluzzii, 1478 nucleotides long. RefSeq names its product protein THEM6-like. The record is from RefSeq and is a predicted model, not a curated record. The coding region runs from base 113 to 685 and encodes 190 amino acids. Lineage: Eukaryota; Metazoa; Arthropoda; Insecta; Diptera; Culicidae. The transcript is spliced from 3 exons.
AAGACCGUUGUCAGCUGUGCUCUGCCGAUAUACGAAUAAAGGUUGCCACCGACCCCCUUAAACGCCCUUUUGCAAACUCAACUCCAACCGAUACGGCAAACAGUGGUUCAACAUGUGGUCCCUGGCGGUGUUUGUGGCGCUCCUGUACGCGGUGUGCGAUGUGAACUAUUUCAUCCGGACGUUCUUCACCGUGGUGCACUUGCUGCUGCUACCGGGAAGGGUCAAAGUCACGGACAAGCACACAAUUUACGGGUUCUGCACGACGCAGGAUGUGGACUUUCUGCUGAACCACAUGAACAAUGGGCGCUACCUGCGCGAGCUCGACUUCUGCCGGUUUUACUGGUACGGCCGGACCCGGUUCUGGCCGCUCGGGAACGCGAAGAACAUUCUGCAGGGCGAGUGUAUGGUGCGGUACCGGCGCAUGCUGCCCAUCUUCAAGGCGUACAAGGUGGAGACGCAGCUCGUCUGGUGGGACGAUCGGUCCAUCUACUUCGAGCACAAGUUCAUCACGCUGCACGAUGGGUUUAUCCGGACGGUGGCGUACUCGCGCCAGCGUGCCAUCGGCGUAAAUCUGCUCGAGUACGUCCAGCAGUUUCCCGAGUGCCGCGAGCGACCGGAACAGCCGGCCGUACUGAAGGGCUGGAUCGAGUCGAACGAGGCCAGCAGUCAGCAGCUACGCAAGUGAAGCGAUCGAUCUGUCUCGCUCUCUCUCCUUCUUUCUGACCGAUCGCCUGGUCAGGUAAGAAGUGCAGUCGAUCGUCCGCGUGUGUGUGUAACAGCGAAGACAAACACAUAACCAACAGGUUCGUUGGGCACCCGUUAGAGAAAGCGCAGGGUAGGUUUUCGUGGCAUAGCAGGCAUACGAAGCCUCAAUAGUUGUGGAACGGUUUCUGCUGAGUGUGCACCUGUGCAGUAGUCAAUCAAUCACGGUAAGAAAUUGAUUUUAGGUAAUUUAGCACCGAAAUGGGUGCUUUUUGCUAGAUAUAUCGUACAGUGUGUAUAAUUAACUGUUAACUGAACUGUUUGUCGUGUUAAACGCCACUGCAACUAGCCAAUAGGUAUCCAAGUAACCUUUGGAUAUGUAAACCUCCUCAUUUUGAGUGGGGGAUAAAGUCCAAAACAAACCGUGAGACAGCAUAAAGUAACGUGUAAUAACGGAGCAGUCGGGGAGUUGUUGGGGAUUUAUUUAUUCUCUAGUUAAUUUGAGCUACAAUUCAACACGAAGACGAUGCUUUCUCAAUGUUUUGUGUAAAUUUACAACGGAAACCGCGAGACAAACAAUGUGGAAGUGAACAUUUCAAUUUAUUCGUGACGUAAGCAACCGGUUCCGGUCUAUAUUGUCGACCUAUCUACCGGUUGUGGGCGCAUCUGGGAAACGAUAAAGCACAAUACAAACUUUCUAAUUAACUUAAUCAGUCCUAUACAACAAAUGUUCGUUCAUUUGGCUAUAUAAAUAUAGUUGCUUUGUAACACAGUGA